Molecule: messenger RNA, 14128 nt
Organism: Lymnaea stagnalis (great pond snail)
Lineage: Eukaryota; Metazoa; Mollusca; Gastropoda; Lymnaeidae
Source: the annotation of a GenBank genome assembly
GAUUGGACAACCUACACAGUCUAUAUGAUAUUAUAUUUGUUUUCAUCAACUCAUAUCUCUUGGUAGGUUCCACAACUUUAUUGACAGGGGAAACAUUAUUGUUUUCAUGUGAAGCUUUGUUUUAAAUAUUUCUCAAUAUAAAUAUAACUCAAUAUUUGUUAAAGAUAAAUAAUUCUCUUGAAAUUUGUGAAAGUUACCAAAAAAUAUUAUUUAAAUUUAUUCUGAUUAAAUAACAUGACAUAUAAAAAAGAAUGUGUUCCUAUAUAUUUGUUUCAUCAGAAAAUUUUAUUUGUCAGUGAUAAUUUUAUCCUAUUUACAUUAAAAAUAUUCAAUUAUAAAUAUCCUCACUAUUAAAAAUGACAAUGGCCCAUUGCUGGUAUUACAGGACACUGCAGUCCUAAAAGUUGACUUGGCUACCGCAACAAUCGCUUUUGUGAAGGAGACCAGCACAACAUUUCAAUUCACCAAAUAAGAAUUUAAUUUAAAGUGUUAUGGCAAUUUAUCAUUAUCUAAGCUUCUUUUUUUUUAACUCUGUGCCUUGUUUCUAUUCAAGAUGCCACAUGCAUGCCAUUUGCUGUACAUGCUGACAAGGAGGCAAGAUGUCCAGCUCUACAAAGUCCAGAAACUAUUGGAUCUAAUUAAUAAAGUGGUAAAUACUUUCAAACUUGCUCAAAAAGCUGAUGCUGCACAAUCUUCAUCAUUUUGCAAACUGGUGUUUGUAGUCCCCAUUUUGUUUCUAAAUGUUACUUUGGGUUGCUGUGAACGCUGAGGACCGGGUGUCAUUUACUUUAAACUAACCCGAAGAUUUAUAUCCCGGAAUUACUUAAGUGUCUAUUAGAUAGAAAACUACCAUAAUUUUAUCUUAAGUAUAUGUUUGCAUUUCACUUUUCUCUUUUUAAAAUUUUUAUUGUGUUUCGUUGUGGGUUUUUUUUUUGGAGGGGAGGCAAUAAAGAAAUAACAUAGAUAGUUGUAGCAAAUGCAUAGGCCUUUUUUUUUUUGUUUGUUUGUUUUAGAUUUAUUACUUUUUCUUUAUGGCCCAGAACCUGGUCUUAUUGGCUUUUUAACACUGUACAAGGUUUAUUGUCCCCACUUGGUGCCCAUUUUUAAAAUUUUUUUUGUGUUUCGUUGGUGGUUUUUUUUUUGGAGGGGAGGCAAUAAAGAAAUAACAUAGAUAGUUGUAGCAAAUGCAUAGGCCUUUUUUUUUUUUGUUUGUUUGUUUUAGAUUUAUUACUUUUUCUUAAGGGCCCAGAACCUGGUCUUAUUGGCUUAUUAACACUGUACAAGGUUUAUUGCCCCCACUUGGUGCCCAUGAGGCUGGAUCACAAACAUAAGGUAAUAUACUUUAUUGUGUUUAUUCAGAACUGAAUACUUCAAUAAACCAUGGUUUAACUAUUCACUGAUUUGAGAUUUUGAUAGUACAAUAAAAUCAAUAGGCAUGGGCGUAAAAAAAAUAGUUGUUCGAAUAGCCACCGUCACCAUGAGUGCCACCUUUUUUAAGAAUAAUUUCUGUUAAAAGCAAACACCUGGCAGAUACUUUAGCCUAAAUCUUUGCUCAUAUAUCUGGCAAUAAAUUGCUUUAACUACAGUGAAACAAUACUUCCAUCAAAAGGACAUUUUUUACCAUGCCUGCUGUUUGCAUUGUUCUAUGUUGCAGGUGUUUUUCAAAUCUCAUGAUGCUCUAUGGAGGUCUACCAUAGAAGAAAUUGUGAAAAUGCACCAGUCGUCAGAGGAUACAGCAACUCAAGAGAGGACUCUGGCUACCCAGUGUCGUAGAGAGAGAGCAGUGGUCAAGGUUCACUCCUAAUUUUUCACCUUUGAUUUGUAAAUAAUUAAGUUGACCUAUAUUUAGUGCAAAAAUCAACUACCAUAAACUGGAAUCAUAGUUUUCCUCAAAUAAACCUAUUUCCACAUAAUUUAAUGAAAUCGAUGGUGGUGAGAAAUAAUUAUUUUAAACAAAAGAGAUUACCUCACUAGCUGCUAAUUGUUGAGCCACCCUUUUCCAAUGUAUUAUUCAAAAAUUUAAUCUUAAAGAGACCACAUAAUUUUCAAUGUUGAAGUAAUUUGUAAUCUAUAGAUCCUUCAGAAUCUUAAUAACAUAAAGCAAACUAUGUAAUUUUAAAGAAUUAUACAAAUUAAUAUUAGUGCAAUUAAAACAUUAAAAUUAAGUUUGGCUUUACAAUUUGUUAUACCAUCUACAUCUGGGAAUCUUAAUGGUGCAUACUCAUUGUACUGGAGACAGCCACUGAUAUAUUUCAGAGAUAAGCGCAUUGUGGCAAAAAGAUACUAGUAUUCAGCUUGUUUAGUUCAUUUUUUUUUUUCAAUCUUAAACUCGUUUUUGUGUUUUAUUACCAUCAGAAUCCAAACAGUUCAGGUUAGUGGGCCACCAGACCUAUGUAUUUGCACACUGCUCCUAGUUUUGUAUGUCUGCAGUAAACAUCUGCAACAUGAGUCAAGGAUUUAAUUUGGUAUUUUGUCCUUCCUCAGCGAGGCGCAAAGAGACAGAAAUUGUUUAUACCAGAAUCACACUCUGCUGCCGAUGAGAUCGCAGAAGAAAAAGACACAGAGACUGCAGUUUUCUCAAUGUUUGAUGGGGGUGUUCCCUACCCUCAAAUUGAUUCUUUUGCAGAAUUUCUUGACAAGCUCGACAGAAUUGAGGUGAGCUGUUUUUUUUACAGAUAUUAAAACAAAAAAUUUCCAAAUAUUUUUCAGCAUCCAUCUCACCUAAAGGGACAGUGGUGGCAAAUAUCUACCUGGACCUCUCCGAGUGGCUGCAGAAACUGAACCUGGAGAGAAAUUCUCUCUUUUAAUGACCCGUUGGAUUUCUGUCUAUUGUGUGCAUUUUUAACAGCGUUUUUAAGCUUUUAUGUUUAAAAAAAUUAUUUUAGCAAAUUUAGAAUAGAAUACAAGUUGUUCAGAUUUAUGGGCAUUAGAAUAUACUUAACCAUAGUUUAUCUGCUGAACUGUCCACCAUGUUGUCUGCCUCCCCAGUACCCAAGUCAAAUAGCUGCAGCUUUCAAGGACAAGCGCCUUCAGCUGCUGCUGUCCUGCCACCCUGAUCCAGUUGUGUUAGCCCGCCUGGGGUUUUGGCUACAGCAUUUCUUUACCUUUGGUAAGUGUUGAUAAUGUAAACAUUAAACAAGAAAUAAUUUUUGGAUUUUAAAAUGAAUGACAAAAAAUAACAGUUCAUUAGCUAAGAGUAAUGUUUUUUUGUUUGAAUAUACGUUAGUUGUUCAUUAGAGUUUCUGUACGUCACUUAUUUUAACUGAAUACAUGUGAAUCAUUGCAUAUUGUCUAAUUUUUGCAAUCCAUGACAAAAUGUUUAAAAAAUUGAAAAUUUUCAAUGCAUUUUGCUGAAAGUUCUAAUAUUUAUCGCAUAGCUAUGAAAUAGGAUCAUUGAAUAUAGUUUUUAGAAUCUGAUAAUUAAAUUGUGUACUUUUUGCAAUCCGUGACAAAAAAUGUUUUAAAAUUGACACCUGUAAUUGCCUUCUGCAGAAUAGAAACUUCAAGCUAAAUCUGAUUCUGAAAAUGCUAGGAAACAUUUUAAAUGAUUGUAGCAAUAUUUUGAUUGAGUCACAACCAAGUGUGACUGAUGGUUUCUAACCUCACACAAUCAGCAUCCUUCCUAAUUUUAUUUCCGAUAUGUUCUGUCACAUUGAUUUUUUUUAACUGUCUUCUACACAAAUUAGUUCCGUCACAUUAUUUUCUUGAACUGUCUUCCACGCAACUUUGUUCUGCCACAUUAUUUUAUUGAACUGUCUUCUACACCCCUAAGAUUUCAAAAGUGCAGAUGUUGACCAUGAAAGAAAAGAGCAACUCCUGCAACUGCUUCUGGAGUUUUCUCAACAUUUUCAGGUACUGUGACUCAAAUGUGAUUACUCAAAACUAAUGAGACACAAGUAGGAUGAAGUGGGGGGUUGGGGGGGGGGUCAUCCUUUAUUUCACAAUGUAGCAAAAAACGGUUGAGAAAACAUCACCCUGCUUCAUUCUACUUUCUAUAUUUUAACUCUUAUUUUUUACCACAUUCCAAUAGCUCUGCUCUAACCUCUGCUACAAAAUUAUUAUUUUUUUUAAAAGCUGUAUUUGGUGUUUGGAAAAUGCUUUUGAAUUUUCAAUUUUUAAUAUAAAAAAUAUUGAGUUGUAACUAAUGCUUUGUUUACUUCUAAUCUAUAGACCAGUCCUGUACAACUCAAAAUGUUAGGUGGGCCAUAAUACUUUAUGAAAAACUUGUGGGGGCGGAAAGGAAAUAGGACAGGGGGAAAGCGAUUAAGAAAAUAAUAAUUAGAAGGAAUAUUUCGUUACUUCGUGGGCGCAAAGUGGGUGUUGGUGGGCCACAUGUGGCCCGUGGGUCGUAUGUUGUGCAUGCCUGAAAUAGAGUAAUCAAGAAGGCUAGUAACAUUACACAAAGUAAACAUCCUUCCUUUGAAAGACUUUGAAUAGAAAUACUGGUGUAAAACUAAGAAAAGUUUGGGAUGAUACAACCCACCCUCUUCAUCGCCAAUACUUAAAAUCAUCUCGAUCAGGGUGAAUUCUUUCUAUUAAGGUUAAGACUGAAAGAUAUACAAAUUCUUUUGUUCCACAGUCUGUAUGAAUUUACCAGCUUGCUCCCCCAGCAAUUACCAAAUCUAAAUGAUCACUAAUUAAGUCAUUAUUGUUACUAAUGGAGUUUCAUAUAUGACUGAUUUCUAGUAGAUCUCUACGCUAGAGAAAUACUUUAGACGUCUUGUGUUUAAAUUGUUAUAAUUGUAAAAUGUUAUCUUGGUUAAAAUAUAUUUGUUUAUGUUAUGCAAAUGAAUAUGUGCAAUGUAAUGACAAAACAUUUCAGUUCAUUUGGAUCAAUGAGAAUCUUAUUUAACUGUAAAUAAUUGACUUAUUGCUUGUAUUUUAAUGCUUUUAGAUCAACUUAUAAGUUAUGCAAACGCCCUUUAAAAAAUUGGGUCGUUCAAUGCUUAAUUAGAUACAGCUCUGUAUAUACUGUUUGAAAGCAGUUCAUGCUGGUAAUGUGUGUGUCUCUCAAAGGAAGAUCAAGUAUUUCUUGUUAUCUAUAUAUGUCUUUUCAUUUAUGUCAUAUUGUUGGUUUCAUGUCCUCCAGAUUCCUGUGGUGCAAGAGUUCUUAGAAAGUUAUCUGCCCUCUUGGGAUGGACUGAACUUUGUCACUGCAAUAUUUUCCCUCAUCCCCUAUGUACAACCAUCUUCUUUUCAAGGUUUGUAAAAUUGCUAAAAAUUGUAAUUAAACUGUUGAGAGCAGCGGUUAUCAACCUGUUGGUGGUGACCCCCUUUGGGGGUCGAACGGCCCUUAUACAAGGGUUGCCUAAGACCAUCAAAAACACGUAUUUAUGAAGUAGCCAUGAAAAUAAUUUUAUUGUUGUGAGUCACCACAACAUGAGAAAUUGUAUUAAAGGGUCGCAGCAUUAGGGAGUUUACGAAUCACUGUGUUAGAGUAACACAUUUCAUAUCUCAUCUCUGUAAUUUUCUAAAUGUUUGAGCCAGGUUUUUCCUCAAAGAUCAUAGGAGACUCUGAAAACUGGAUAACCAGUCCAUUCAAACAGUGCUAAAAACUGGAUAACCAGUCCAUUCAAACAGUGCUAAAAACUGGAUAACCAGUCCAUUCAAACAGUGCUAAAAACUGGAUAACCAGUCCAUUCAAACAGUGCUAAAAACUGGAUAACCAGUCCAUUCAAACAGUGCUAAAAACAUAAAUUUUAUUAAAAUAUGGCUAAAGAAAAGUCCUUAGUACGCUAGGUGAACUUUAUUUUGGAAUGAUGGACUAAUUAGUCUAGGUUGAAAAUUCUGAACAAGCUAAUCCAUAAUUUGCAUUAACCAAUACAACCUUUAUCAAAUGAACUGGUCUCUAUUCAUGAAUGUUCAUGAAUUAGCACUGAAGAAUGUUAUGUAUCAUUCUAUCAUAACUGUCAGUAUUGAGUUGUGUUUACAUUAAUAUAUGCCUUUAAGUAUAAUUUGAUUUUAUCCCCAAAACAGAACUGCGUAACAUCUUGGAUCCACUUCAAAAACUUUUUUUUACAUCAGAUGUUUAUUUCAAGGUAAAGCUAUUGUUAUUUUUAUGCUUAAUGGAUUAUCAAAUCUAAUGUAACAACUUCAAAAUCAUUUGCCGUUUCGGAUGAAAAAUUUUACUGAAGCUUUUUGUAAACCAGUUAAUGGGGUCAAGGCUUGUGUUGUAGUAGAAGUAAUGUAGCUAAAUGACUGAAUAUCACUGCACUGACAAAACCUGCUUUUGGUAAUAUUUGAGAUCUAGGACCUGUUAGAAAUGUACAUGCUUUAAUUCUUCUUCAAAGAUGAGCUAUUUUUAGAGCUUUAUUUAUCAUUUAGCUUUAUUCAGAAAUCUAAUGCGAAUGCAAUUUUCCUUGAUUGUGGCUUAGAGCAACAUUAAUAAUAAUUUGCAUAUGGGUACAGACUUUAAAAAAAAAAUUCUGUGACACUGUUCUUGUUUUCAAUAAAUUAAUUAAAUGAUUGAACACUUAUUGUAACGGACUAUGUUUUCACAUGUAAACAGAGAGGUAGCAUGAGUGGACAGUGAGUGUGUUCACCAGGUUUUUCCACGGGGAGAGACAAUCAAUGUGUAUUGUAUUUUUGAGAACAAAUGUGAACUCCACGUUUUUGGAGAGUAAAAUUAUGUUUUUGUCAGAGCGGUUGUUUUGCACGCUUUGCUGGUAAUAAAGUAUGAGUUGACUGAGAUAAGGAGAGCUGAAUUUUGUCAGAGCGGUUGUUUUGCACGCUUUGCUGGUAAUAAAGUAUGAGUUGACUGAGAUAAGGAGAGCUGAGCGCAGAGCAGUAGAGUCAGUCAGUAGCGUGAGAGCUGUGUGAUUAGACAGUUGAGCUGAGUUAUAGUAGUCUGAGGACGUGUCUUUCUUAAUGAUGGAAUACUAUAGAUAUAUAUGUGAAAUUACAUUCAUGCAAGGAUUAUUUAUUAAUAUUAUCAAUAUAAAGUGUGUUCAAUAAAGUACUGUGAGUUUUAACUAGAAUUGAGUAUUCUUCUUUACGUGCCUGAAUAAUAAGUGAAAGAAUGAAGAAGACUGAGUCGGCAUCCUGAAGCGUUAAUAUAAGUAACCAUACUACUGACAUAACCCACAGCAUAAGAAAUAACAUCCCACGCCAUGUCAGAGUAGAAGUGUGUUACACUUAUUCCCCAAAAUUGUUGUUUAUUUUAUUCUCAGGCAGAAUACAUCUGGAUGUUCACAUCACUGUAUACUUAAAUAAAUCAUUAGUUUCAGUUCAUGUCAGACAUGACCUACUUACCAGGGAUGAAAUUAAAGAAAAACUUCAUUUUUUAAAACAAAUUUCUGAAUGAUUAGAAAGUUUUUUUGAUACAGAUAUUCUAUCUUAAAUGGCUUGGAGGCGUAAGGAGGGUGGGGGGUGGAGGGUCAUUUGUAUGAUCUCAUAAUGAGUGUGCCUAAAUUGACGUGAUGCAAUGUGUGAUUUGGAAUAUAAUAAUCAUAUUUAUUUGGCUCCCUAUGCUUGAAGCAACUAUAAAGAUAUCACAAGUGUUACCUAAAUAUGGAUGAUAACGUUCAUGCAGUGUGUCUUAUUUUCACAGGCAAUGUUCAUCACUAGUCUGACAAAGCUGGCCAGCAAUUGGGUCCUUGCCCACCGUGGGCCAGUUGUAACUGCUUCAGAACAGGAACACCACACAAGGUAAACAAUGAAUUAAUGAUACCAUCAUUUAAACUGCCUGAUCUCACUUUCAACUCUCUGUCAAUUUAAAAAAAAGUUAGUUAAAUUCUAAUCAAUUGAUGGGAUUUUAUGUAUUUUUUUAGUUAUUUAAUUUUACAUUCUGUGCAUGUCAAAUGUUGAAAAUAACAUUAAUGGUCUUGCUUCUUUUGGCCAAAUAGAUAUUAAAUAUCAAAAUGAAAUAUAUUUUUCGGCAUCAUUAUACUUUUUGACUAAUAGUGAAAUUUUAUAAAAAAAUUAUUUGAGCAGUAACACUUGAGGAGUAGUGGAUAAUGAGUUGGCUUGGUAAAAGUUCUGUGUUAUGAAAGGCCUUGUGGUGGUAUAUUUUAUCUUUAACAUUUCCUCCGUUUCUGUUUUAUUCACAAGUGUGAACUUAUAAACAAUUUUGAUGUCACAAUAAUCAUGCUCCGAUUGCUGCAUGUGGAAAUUUAAAAAAAACAAAAACAUUUGACUUCUGUCAACACUUGAAACAGGACAUGGCCUGAGCUACUAAGUUUGUCUGGCAUUUAAAUUUGAAAAACAAAUGAAAAAUAGGAAGCUUUAAUUUUUUGUUUUUUUGUUUGUUUAUAAGUGUUAGUGUUAAAGUGAAUAUAUAGCUACCUUUUUACAAACCCAUUUUAAAAAACUGAUCAAAUUUAGAGACUAUCAAAAAGUUUUUAUAUGCUUAACAUAAUUAUGCGCAAUUUAAUCAAAAUAAUAUUGUCUGAUCUUAAUACUUCAAUACAUAAAAAUAAUAGUUUCGUAAUCAGGUGUUAAAAAAAUAUUGAUUUUCUCCUCAAUUGCAGUUUUUACUUAUAGAUGAACUCAAUUUUUAAGACUGCCAUUAUUUUCUUUGUUUUUUUUUUUCUUUUUUGAAAGUGUGAAUGCAGACAGUGUAGUUGGUGUGUCGAGAGUUGUGACCGAUGUCCAAACGGGGAAGACGGCGGCGGUUGAUCCCAGGGGGACAGGGAGUAGAAAUUCAGGCAGGGUCGAGUCCGAAGAGCGUAUACAAACCAUCCUGUUACAUCUGAUGAACUACUUGGAUAAUGUUAUUGUCGUCGGCAUGCGAAUGGAGGAGGAUCAUUACCUUUUGCAGACCACAACACUCGAUCUCCUUGAAUUGGUGAGCUCUCAUUUAUUUUACUUGUAUCUCAACACUCGAUCUUCUUGACUUGGUGAGCUCUCGUUUAUUUUACAUAUAUCACAACGCUAGAUCUCCUUGACUUGGUGAGCUCUGUUUAAUUCUUGAUUUUAUAUCACAACACUCAAUCUCCUUGACUUUGUGAACUACGAUUCAUUUUUCAUACAUCACAGAUAUUUUUUCAACCGUACUAUAAACCAUGUUCACACGUGUCUCCUGAAACAGCUCACAAUUGUCAACCAUACAUUGUCCCGGCUAAGCUAGUUCACCCACAGGUAGAAGAUGCUAUUUUCCUCAUGGGGGAGAUGAAUUGUCCACUGUCCAGUUGGUUUCCAUCAAUUAUUUAAUGAUGUUCUAAUCAUAUGAAAUACACAUGACUUAUUGUUUUCUCAGUAAAUGAUAGUAGACCGGCCUUUCCCUUCCCUGUGUUUAACCUUAUGUUCAGGGGUAUUUCGAGGUCAGGGAGAUGCCAAAGCUGAUGCCCGCUGAGUUUACCUUUGUGGUGUGUGCAUAGUUCUGUUAUUCUUAAGCCACCUGUUUGUACUAAUGUAACCAAUCUUAAGUACAAAAUAAAGGUUCCCUUCACUUAGGUUUUUGUCCAAUGCAGUGGUUCUCAAUCAACCUGUGGGUUGCGACCCCUUUGGGGGUCGCAUGACCCUUUCACAGGGGUCCGAAAACACAUAUACUUUACAGUUAUAUGGUAUCAACAAAAAUAAUUUUGUGGUUGGGAUCACCACAACAUUAGGAACAGUAUUAAAGAGUCGCUGCAUUAGAAGGUUGAGAACCACUGGUCCAAUGUACUCUGAUAAUGAUAGCCAACCUUGCUCCAUGUAUGUUUGUGAAAAUUAAUAAUUCAUCAUUUUGUCUCCAAAUUUUUUUUUUUUUACACACAGAUAUCCACGAUGUUACAAAAGUUCGGGAUACCGCUCCUGAGCCUUCCUCUCCAGGUGAUUCAUCGCCUGAUGUUGUCGGACUGUCCCGCCACUCUGGCCAGGCUGUGUAAAGUCAUUAACUCGUAAGUAACUUCCGCUGAGGAGUCCUAGUGAUUUGUGUGCUGAUAAAGGGAUACUUGGACUGUGAGAAAUGCAGGAACGGCACAUUCAGUCCCUUGCACAGAAGUCAUCAUUUGCGUAGUGUGCACUGAUGCACGGAAAAUGUUGAUUGUUCUGGGUGGCUGAUGGAAUUUCUUUAGUUUUAAUGUUGUAGAUAUCACUGACGAGAAUGAAGCGUGGAUUUCUACUGGCUUUUGGGGUCUAGGAGUGUAAGAUGAUGCAACUGAACUCACUGAACUUAACUGUCUUCAUCAGGCCAACAAACAAACAUUUAUUUAAUUAACAAAACAUCAGAUGAAUAGACUAAUAGAAAAUACUUUCUGUCCUAAAUAACACUAAGCUAAAACGUAGUAUCCGAGAGGACCGCAAGAGGAAUGCGGUUUGCUCUUGUUGUCUUCUUGCAUACUACAUUUCAGCAGUUAUUUCGGGGUUUCCCAUUUCGCUCAUCUCCAUUUUUCUAACCUGAUGGCAGUCUCCCCCCCCCUAUAUUUGACACCAAUAUACCAACAUAUAUAUUUAUAUUACUUUUGUGGAAUUUAAACAGUUACCCAACAAGCCUGUGCACCUGGUCCUGGGUGUCUAUUCAUGUAGUUGCAAAGCAUUCAUUUGAGAAUGUCCAAGACUCUGUCAUCCCAAUUUUGACAUUACACACUGCUCUCUGAUAUUUUACAACCUGCCCAUGUUCUCUUCCCCCCCCCCCCCCCCCCUAUUGAUAUCCCUUUGUUUUUUAUUUAUUACUUCACUCUUUAAUCAUUGUGACACAUUACACACAUCGCAAAUGAGGAUUCUCAUUUGUAAUAUUAAAAAAAAUCAUCUUGACUAUGGGUAAAGUGUUUUUUUUUUUUUUUACUUAGAGGUGUUUAUUUUAUAUUGAUUACAACAUGACCAGGUGUGAACGUUCUUACUUCCAUUUAAAAAAAAUCAUCUUGACUAUGGGUAAAGUGUUGUUUUUAUUUACAUAGAGGUGUUUAUUUUAUAUUGAUUACAACAUGACCAGGUGUGAACGUUCUUACUUCCACUUAAAAAAAAUUCUCUUAUAUCAUUUGCUCACUACACUGUAUGUACUUUUUCUGACAGGUAUCGUGCAGCCUACAAUACAUCAAAGACAUGUAGAAACGUUUUGAACAAACCCAUAUUGUCUUCAGUCAGCACGGACGCUGGUCAGGAUUGUUUUCCAAGGCAUUUCAACGGACUGCUGCUGGACGUUCUUGGGAUGCUCUGGCAAGGUUUGGUGAAAAUAAGUUGUUGGUUUUUUUUUUUUGGGGUGGGUGGGGGUUCAACAUUUUAAAUAAUGCAUUGUUCUGAUUACUUCACUGUGGCUGCUCUUAUUUAGCCAACGGUUUUUCUGAUUGCCCCUUUAUUACUCCUCUUAUUUAGCCAACGGUUGUUCUGAUUGCCCAUUUAUUACUCUUCUUAUUUAGCUAAUUUUGAUUAGCUCUGAUUAAUUUACCAUGGCUCCUCUUAGUUAGCUGACGGUUUUUUUUUUUAGUUCUACUGUCAUUAAUGUGAGGAACUAAUACCUCAUUGUCACUAUUAUUUCUAUACCUAUGUUUACCACCUUGUUCACCAGUGCGUAACUGAAUCUGUUUAUAAUAUUAACUUUAGUAAUGAAUGCUCAGGAUGGUUGUCUGGUCUAAACUGAGUUGAUACCAAACUUGCUGAUUGGAGGAGAUGGGCAGUCUGGCAAUGAAAAGUCUGCUUUUUGUGCCAACCUGUAACAUCCUCCAAAUAAACAUCCAAUGUCUUUUGAUUACAUCCUGCAAAGUGUGCACCAGAAGUCUGCACCAUUGUCACAGUUGUUAUGACUGAUGGUUUCUAACCUGCACCAUCGGCAUCCUUCCUAAUUUUAUUUCCGAUUUGUUCUGUCCCAUUAUUUUAUUGGAAUUGUCGUCUACACAACUUUGUUCUGUCACAUUAUCUUCUGACAUUUUAACUUGAAUCCAAUCUAAUCCGAUCAAGGACGCAUGUUCCAAGGCAGGAGGCAGACCUAUGAGUCCAUCUUCCAACUGAAACCUUCACCUCGACUCGAGGGCGUUUUGAACGACAGAGCCCUGACCAUAUACACAGGGCCAGCGUUUGUUGGCUUUGCUUACAAGUUUUUAAAAGAGGUGAGGCGCAUCGUUAUGGCGGCCCUUUAGAUCAAAUUAAGGCACUGCUCAAAGGCGAACAAAUUUUAUUUGAUGUUUGAGCAGCUAAAGAGGGUAAAGGCGUAAGUUUACCAAUGUCUCAUUUUUUUAUAAAUAUUUACCUUUCAGCCAGUGGGCCGUGAAUAUUUUUAGUACUCUGAAAAAUUACUUUUUCAUAACAACACAACCACCCCCCCCCAACCCACCCCACCCCCCGUUUCUUUUCCAAUGGCAUCUCAUUCAUUUUCAGAAUACUUCUCCUCUCGCCCUCUACACAAUUUAAUUAAUUUUCUCUAUCUUUUGCUUUCAGACUCAGAAAGAUGAUAAAAAAAAAAUCCAUCCAUUUCAAAUAGAGGUACGUGCUCUGAGCUUGAUACUGGAUUAUUCAUUACCAUUUUUCUGACCUUAUCACUAUCAUCGUUCAGAUGCCGCGGUUCCUUUGGGCAUGUGCCCUUCGGCAUGCGGUCAUAGUGAAGAAUUUACACCCCCUCCGCAGCUGUUCUUUGUUGAUAUAUAGUGUUUUGGCGCAGUCUGGUACUUUUGGUAGAUAGUUUUGUAAACAAAAAUAAUGAUAAUUGAAAAUACAUGCAUGUUGAUGUCUAAUAAACAUUAGAAUAUAAUUUCUAACAAAAUUUAGUUGCAAUCAUUAACUCAUUACUGAGGUUCGUAAUACUUCCGUACUUAAUUUACAUUCCUGAGAAAGGGAAGUAACUCCAUUGAUUUAGAUUAUUUGAAAAAUAUUUUUUUUAAGCAGCUUAAUAUUAAGUAAUAUUAAUGUACUAAGGAUGAAUGCAUCCAGAAAGGAAUUAGGUUCAAUAGAAAUAUAACAUAAAUGGUGAACAAAUAACGGGCAAUGACCAGGAAAAAAUCUAUUUUUGGCACCUCGGAUGAACGCAUGCUAGUUAGAAGCGCACCAUAAAGAAGCACAGAUUUGAAAGUGAGGCACAAUAAAAAAAAACCUUUCAGUUUUUAGAUUUCUAUCACUCCUAAUCAUAUAAUAAAAAAAACCUUUCAGUUUUUAGAUUUCUAUCACUCCUAAUCAUAUAAUAAAAAAAAAACCUUUCAGUUUUUAGAUUUCUAUCACUUCUUAUCAUAUAAUAUAAAAAAAAGUUUCAGUUUUUAGAUUUCUAUCACUCCUAAUCAUAUAAUAAAAAAAAAACCUUUCAGUUUUUAGAUUUCUAUCACUUCUUAUCAUAUAAUAUAAAAAAAAGUUUCAGUUUUUAGAUUUCUAUCACUUCUUAUCAUAUAAUAUAAAAAAAAUUUCAGUUUUUAGAUUUCUAUCACUUCUUAUCAUAUAAUAUAAAAAAAAGUUUCAGUUUUUAGAUUUCUAUCACUCCUAAUCAUAUAAUUAAAAAAAAACCUUUCAGUUUUUAGAUUUCUAUCACUCAUAAUCAUAUAAUAAAAAAAAAAACUUUCAGUUUUUAGAUUUCUAUCACUCCUAAUCAUAUAAUAAAAAAAUUUUUUUUCAGUUUUUAGAUUUCUAUCACUCCUAAUCAUAUAAUAAAAAAAACCUUUCAGUUUUUAGAUUUCUAUCACUCCUAAUCACGCCAUCACUGUAAGUCAAGGGACGCAAGAUUUUACUGCUAUAUUUAAAUAAAAAAUGAGAGAGGUGUGUCGCUAUGUUCGGGGACGCAUUUGGACAAGUCUGUCUGAACACCCGAAUGACGCACUGAGUCGCUACUGUCGGGAAAGAGUAAAGUAACACACCCCCCACCCCCGUUAACAAAGGACCAGUGACUGUUGUUCUUGUAGUGAUAAUCCACUCUUUGCUCACUCCGCCUUUUUUCCUUUUUAGGAAUGGAAAGAUAACUACUUGCUGUUCCUUGAGAAAGAAAACUUCCCAGAGUUCAAAGACCUGGUCUUUGCCAACACAAAGAGCCAUAAGAAGCUGUAGAUUAUGUGCUGGCUGGCCAUCCCUGGCAGAGAUGCAGUACAUCACUGUCACUUUAAGACUGUUGGAAACUUUCAGAAUAUUGAUUUUCAACAGCAAAUCAUUUAGCCCUGUACCAGCAAUUGAGACUAAGAGUGAGAGAUUGGAUGCUGUUGACUUUCUGCUGUGUUUGAGUGGACCAAGUUUUCCAUAACUCUUUCUAUUUGCUUUUCUGAAACUCUUGAUGACAAAACAACACAUAAUAUAUAAAGGGCAC